AUGCCAGGAAAAACACCUAUCAACAAGUUAGCCAUCUUGCUUGCUGGAGUGGCAGCCUUCACGCCUACUCAAGCUGCCGACCCAGCCGAGUUUGAUGUUUUAAAAUACGUCGACCCGCUGAUCGGUACAGCCAAUGGAGGCCAUGUCUUUGCCGGCGCGACGCUGCCCUUUGGGAUGGCGAAAGCGGUAGCCGACGUCACAGGCGAUAACCAGGGCGGCUUCGCCAGCGACGGCAGCAAGAUUAUCGGCUUCAGCCACAUGCAUGACUCUGGAACCGGCGGCUCACCGUCUUUGGGAAACUUUCCUCUGUUCCCGCACCCAGGCUGCCCUGGGAAUAACUUCGAGAGCUGCCAAUACAACAAAGGGACCCGCGCAGUCAACUCCAUCAAUGGCUCGGAGAAGGCGUCGCCGGGAUACUUUUCCGUCGUGCUCGAGACAGGCGUGCAAGGCGAAGCCACCGUAACAGAGCACACGGCACUGUACCGCUUCAUGUUUCCCAAUGGUACCAGCGGAACAGAAGAACCAGCGCAACCCCUGAUCCAAGCAGAGCUGAGCGACCUUCCCAACAGCUUCCGCAAGGGCGAGAUCGCAGUCGACAACGCCACAGGCCGUAUCACGGGCAACGGAACCUUCGCUCCCAGCUUUGGCAGCGGGACGUACAACGCGCACUUCUGCGCUGACUUCUCCGGCGCUACCAUUGUUAACACAGGCGUGUAUCGCUACAACGAGGCCGGCCUCACGCCUAAGCGCCUGCUCGUUAACUCGCAGAUGCAAAGCGACGGCCCAUUCGGCGCGUGGGUCCAGUUCCAGCCGCCCAAAGGCGCGGGGCGCAUCCUCGCACGCGUGGGGUUGAGCUUCAUCAGCAUCGAACAGGCGUGUCAGAACGCAGAGCGAGAAAUUCCGGAGUUUGAUUUCAACGGAGUGAAGAAGGCUGCAGAGGCGGCGUGGCGGACCAAGCUAGGCGUGAUGACUAUUGAUGCAGGGAACGCUAGCACGGCGCUGCAGAAGGUCUUCUGGAGCGGUGCGUAUAGAACGUUCAUCUCGCCUCAGGACUACACCGGCGAAAACCCGCUUUGGACCAGCCAGGAGCCGUACUUCGACUCGUUUUACUGCAUCUGGGACUCUUUCCGGACGAUCCACCCGCUGCUGACGAUCCUGGAUCCGCAAGCCCAGACGCUGAUGAUCCGCAGCUUGCUCGACGUGUAUCGGCACGAGGGCUGGCUGCCCGACUGCCGGAUGAGUCUCUGCAAAGGCUACACGCAAGGCGGGUCGAACGCCGACGUCGUGCUUGCCGACGCACUGGUCAAGGGCCUGACGGCCGACAUCGACUGGGAGACGGCCUACGCAGCCGUGGUCAAGGACGCGGAGCGCGAACCCAAGAACUGGGACCUCGAGGGCCGUGGCGGCCUGCGCAGCUGGAAGAAACUCCACUACAUCCCGGUCGACGACGUCGACAAAGACGGCACCGGCUUGCAUACCCGCAGCAUCUCCCGCACGGUCGAGUACGCGUACAACGACUUUUGCAUCGCCCAGAUGGCGCAGAAGUUUGGCAAGGCGGCCGAUUAUAAAAAGUACGCCAAGCGCAGCACGUACUGGAAGAAUCUGUUCAAGGAGGACCUGGGUUACCAGGAUCCCCUCCUUUGCAGCCCGCUCCUUGACUUCACAGGCUGCUACCUCACCUCGACAGGACACGAGACGUACGAAGGCUCAGCCUGGCUCUACACGUUCUACGCGCCGCACGACAUGGCGUCGCUGAUCCAGACGCUCGGCGGCGCCAAGCCCUUCGCCCGGCGCCUGCUCGCGCUGCACCGCACGCCAGGCCUGCUCUACAUGGGCGACGAGCAAGCGUUCCUAACCGUGUACCUCGGGCACUACGCGGGGCGACCGGACCUGGCAUCGUCGCUCGCGCACCGUUACAUACCGCACCAGUUCAACGCGACGCGCGCGGGCAUCCCGGGCAACGACGACAGCGGCGCCAUGGGCUCGUUUGCCGUCUUCGCCAUGCUAGGCCUGUUCCCGGUCGCGGGCCAGGACGUCUACCUCGUCAGCGCGCCCUUCUUCCGCGAAGCCAGCAUCACGAACCCCCUCACGAAUCGAACGGCCACGAUUAGAGCCCGCAAUUGGGACCCCAAGAGUAAGGCCAGGUUCGUCGUCGAGGCGUCGCUGAAUGGCGAACCUUGGUCUGCGAAUUGGAUCUCGCAUCGGUUUUUUGCGGAGGGCGGCGUGCUGGAGCUGGUGCUUGGGGAGACGAAGGGGUCGUGGGGGACGCAGGAGGCGGACUUGCCGCCGAGCUUGAGCUUGUAG
Messenger RNA from Aplosporella prunicola CBS 121167, 2304 nucleotides. Its product is annotated as glycoside hydrolase family 92 protein. Gene Ontology annotation, molecular function: carbohydrate binding; peptide-N4-(N-acetyl-beta-glucosaminyl)asparagine amidase activity. Gene Ontology annotation, biological process: protein quality control for misfolded or incompletely synthesized proteins; protein deglycosylation; glycoprotein catabolic process. Lineage: Eukaryota; Fungi; Ascomycota; Dothideomycetes; Botryosphaeriales; Aplosporellaceae. The transcript is spliced from 5 exons. The record is from RefSeq and is a predicted model, not a curated record. Gene Ontology annotation, cellular component: nucleus; cytosol. Bases 1 to 2304 code for a protein of 767 amino acids.